Molecule: messenger RNA, 1956 nt
Organism: Trypanosoma grayi
Lineage: Eukaryota; Euglenozoa; Kinetoplastea; Trypanosomatida; Trypanosomatidae
Product: glutaminyl cyclase
Exons: 1
Coding region: 1-1956 (651 amino acids)
Molecular function (GO): glutaminyl-peptide cyclotransferase activity; zinc ion binding
Source: RefSeq, a predicted model, not a curated record
AUGCGUAGAGGCGCCUCCCGCCCGUCAACGCGUGGUCCCAGCAACAGCAACGGCGGCAGCACUCCUAUGAAAGGGCGGCGUGGUCGAGGCCGGCUGUUGCGCCGUGGUGUUAUGCUUACUAUCACCGUAGCUGUGUGUCUGGUGGUGGCUACAUGGUUCUGGCCGCAGCAGAAGCAGAAGCAGCCACAAGGUGAUGUACACAUAGAAGAUGCCGCUCUGGUUGUGGAGGGGCCGUGGGGACGCGCAACACGGCGUCCGCCCUACGCACAGCUGCAGCCUCGCACCCAACUGACACUGCAACCCACAAAGGACAGGGAUGCUACUGCCGGGGAUGCUCAGUCUUCUAACGUGGCGGAUGUCUUGUCGUCGCUCGCAGUGCUUCUCCCGCCAACGCAGCAUCACGAAGCAAUCAUGCGGAAGAUUAACAGAGUGCUGAGUUUUGGUACACGAGUGGCCGGCUCCUUUUCGCCGGGACACCGCAAGAUGUUAGAGUUCCUCGUGGCGGAGGGCCAGUGGCUACCGCCACGCGAGGCGCUCUUCAGCACGGCUGCUGUUGCGGAGUUUCCGGCGUUUUACUGGGAGCUGGAGUGGGACAACUUCACGAGUGCGACGCCGUUGGGGGAGCGGCAGUUCUCUAAUGUUGUGUUUCACUUCAAUGGCGGCAGCGCUUUUCGGCAGCGGAGCAAGGAUAAAGCAGGAACGCGGAAAGAGAAGCUGUCGAAGCAGCGUCCUUCGUUCGCCGCUGCGGGUGGCCGCAAGCUGGCCGGAGAGCAGCUUGAACACGUUGUGCUGGCGGCGCACUGGGACAGCAAGCACUACACAGGUUUUGACUUCCUUGGUGCCUGCGACUCUGCUGUCCCUGUCGUGUACCUGCUGGAAACGAUGCGGCUCAUUGCGGUCCUCGCAGACACAGCCGCCGUCAUGACAGCGGCAGCAGAAGCAUCCAAAGCUGUGGAGAGUGGCGACGUUUGCAGACGUUUACGUGAUGCGCUCUCGCCGGCGUAUAGGGCAGUGCUGCGCUAUCACUACGCCGACGAUGCGGAGACCAUCAACUGCCUUCAUGGAGGAUCAGCGGGAGACGGAAGAGAAUGGGUACGUAAUGCCUCGUCUGGCGUCCAUGGCGGCGAGUGGCUGCGGCUGCUGCACCUUGUAAUGCACCUCCCCGCCAUCACGGUGGUGUUUUUUGAUGGUGAGGAGGCGUUUGUUGAAUGGCGCGGCACUGAUCACACGUACGGCUCGCGGCAUUUGGCACAACGGUGGAAAGCGGCGCGAUCAUGGUCUGCCACAGCUGCUGCGGAAGACGCGCCGUCGCGCUUCGACUUCAUCGAUCUCUUCGUGCUGUACGAUCUCAUGGGGACCCCUGGCACGCAGUUUCACAAUUACUUCCCCGAUCAGAGCGGUAUGGCGUUCGCGCUACUCGCGGAGGUAGAGCAGUCGCACCGCGUGCGCGCGGAGCGGCUACUGCGCCUGGAGCUGCAGGCACGAGAAGAAGGACGCACCUGUACGCCACACCUGCCAGAGCUGUGGUGUCGCCACGGGCCUCCGCACGACAUGUACACGCUGUACGGUCUGGCGCGUGUGUUUGGCCCGCUGCAGCACCGCACCGAUCUCGCGCAAUUGUGGGUCCCACCGACUCCUGGCGGAAGUAGCAGCAGCAGCAGCAACAAUAACAACAUUUUCUUUCCCUUCUGGCAGAAGUCAGCGCAGGGACCGACGCUGCAGGCGAGUUUUGGUGUGGAGGACGAUCAUAUUCACUGGAUGGAAACGCAGCGCGUGCUGCAUGUGAUUCCCCUGCCGUUCCCGCCUUCGUGGCACACCGCGCGGGACGACGGCUCUGAACUCGACGGUGGCACCAUAGUGGAUCUCUUUCGCGUGUUGGUGGAGUUUACCUUGCGGCUUGGCGAAGGGUGGUGGGCAAAUACAGGAGCGGAUAGGAGAAAACACGAUAUGGGGUGA